This is a messenger RNA of Falco peregrinus (peregrine falcon), 638 nucleotides long. Its product is annotated as feather keratin 4-like. Lineage: Eukaryota; Metazoa; Chordata; Aves; Falconiformes; Falconidae. The transcript has a single exon. Bases 14 to 370 code for a protein of 118 amino acids. The record is from RefSeq and is a predicted model, not a curated record. Gene Ontology annotation, molecular function: structural constituent of cytoskeleton. Gene Ontology annotation, cellular component: intermediate filament.
CCAUUCCCAGAAGAUGUCUUCCUACCGAGGGAUGAUCAGCUCCCGCUGCCUUGUGCCCUGCGAGGUGACCUGUAUGCAGCCAGUGGCGAAUGCCUGGAGCCAGCCCUGUGUUACGUCCUGCGGUGAUUCGAGGGCCGUAAUCUACCCACCACCUGUGGUCAUGACCUUCCCAGGACCCAUUCUCAGCUCCUGCCCUCAGGAGAGCAUAGUGGGCAGCUCAGCACCAUCCAGCAUUGGGAGCUUGUUUGGAUCCAUGAGCUCUCUGGGUACCAGGGGCUCCUAUGGUUCCAGGAGCUUGUACAGUUAUGGGAGGUCAUAUUCUUCCUAUGGAUCCAGUGGUUAUGGUUUUGGGAGCUGCAGACCAUGUUAAACAUGCAAUGAAUAAGGAGCAAUCACCCAACAUGGAGGAAGAUAUACCUCCACAAACCCUGUUGCUGACACCUCUUCCCUGGAGCGUGAAUUGUGCAUCUCUUGCAUAUAAUUCUCAAGCUAAUGGUUUAAUUUAGUUUUCUGACAGUUAUUUCCAGUGGCUCCUGGUAAUACUGGCCUCAAAUUAGUUAUAUCAAUGAUCUUUGGCUGGAGGAAAGUGGGACAAGAUUGUGUAAGUCUUCCCAUGCCAUGAAAAAGCAAGAGUAAUG